AUGAGACUUUCAAGUGCCAUUUUUGCCAGUGUUUACGCCGGUUACUACCAACAGUACAACUCGCUGACGUCGGAAGAACGAGAGGAUCGCCGAGUCAUCUGCGAUGCCAAGAUUGAAGAGACGAAAGCAGCGUUCCCAAUCGCCAAUGGGUCCUGGAACUGCCCCGGCCUCGGAUUGACGAGGUCCAAGGUCAAGUGCCACCCAACUUGCGAAAGCGGAUUCAAGCCCGAUUGGACCACAAAGCCUAAGAAGGACGGACCCAGAUUCCUCACCCGCUGCGGUGACCCUGCUACUGUCGCAAGAAAAAAUCUACCUACUGGUACCCAGCUGUCAUGCUCUCCAGUUGACAUUCAUCCCUGCAAGGCAUUAGCUGCCGCGACCAACAUCGAGGACGGUCAGCUGAAGCUCUACGAGACCAUCAACCAGAAACGAGCCGAUUAUUCUCUCGUCUGUGAAGAUGGAACGGUAAACGGUCGAGUCCGCUGCGUCGAAGGAGAGUUCAAAGCGCCAUUUUGGAAUAAGACCAGCUGGGAAACCUCCUGCGUCGGGAAGACAACAACAACAACGACUACUACAACAACGACUUCUACAACAACGACCACGACGGAGGCUGCCCCAUCGUGCACCAAUCCUUGCGACGGACUCAACUACUGCACCACACUCGUGGACGGCUGCGCUAUCAAUCCUUUCCGGAACAACUAUCUCGGCGCUCUUGACGCUACUCUCAGCUACCGAAUCGGAGUCGACGUACUCUGCGACUCAUCGACAACUGGACUUGACGAUAAAUUGCGCAAUAUCGUGCAGAUGGGGCAAUUCGUGAUCUCGCGCCAACCGGACAAGAACACUUACGAGAUCUCCCACAAAGAUCAUAACGGAAGCGGCCACUAUUUUAACUCGGUCACAUUCGACUGCAUCGAGGGCGAAUGGAACUCAUUCGAAGCUGUUCAGACCGAUAACAUGGACGGUUUCGUCAGCUACUCCGUGAAAAUUGACGGCGUUGAGGUUCUUUCAGGAACAUACGAAUCAAUGUACGCACAAGUCUCCGGCAGUUUCCGAGCUUACGCUUCUGACCCAUUCGCCUAUCCUGCGCUGUCCUACAAGGUCAAGAAUUUCUUCUACCAGAAAUGGUACUCUUAA
Messenger RNA from Oikopleura dioica, 1137 nucleotides. Lineage: Eukaryota; Metazoa; Chordata; Appendicularia; Copelata; Oikopleuridae. The record is from the annotation of a GenBank genome assembly.